AUUUUUAACACAUUUCCGUAUCAUUCGAGAUUGGAUAGAGUGAAUUUUGUUCAUAGAAACUUUCUCGUAUUUUAAACAAAUACACGCGACGUUGCGUUGUACGUUGAUUCUAUCGGCCGAAAUAAUAACAAACCAAAUUGUGGUUAUCGUUCUUGUUGUUUUCGUUAUGCGGUAUUUUUUUUAAGCGAUAUCUGUUUCUACCUCGAUGAAUAAACGUUUCUCGUUUCAUGGUUUCAGUCUAUUCACCGUACCGCGUAUCGGUCGAAAAAAGAUGAUCGAUGAUCGCGAAACAGUCGUAGUCGCCUCGUGAUUACCAAGGAUAAACAAAAACGAUCGUGCAUCGCGGUCGUUUUGGUAGGGAAAUCGAUCGCGAGUCUGACUAGUGUCAGAGUUCGUGGGCGACGGCGACGGCGACGGCGACGGCGAGCACAUUGUCGACAGAAUGUUGGUGUGGAGUUGCAUGCAAGAAACAAGAACCGACGAGGACGGUUGCUACUUUCUCUACAAGGGCGCGAUUUAAUUUUUUGAUUUAAGAAUACGCGAUCGCCUUUGCCCACCCUGAGCACGUGUCCAUCGACACGUGGUUCCAAAGAAGAUGUGAUACGCUGUUUAUGCUAUUCUAGCGUGACUUUGUCCGCUAAUUUUUUGAAAAUUCAACGUUCCCUGCUUCGUAAGAUGCGAGUGUAACGAAGAAAUGGAGACACUUUACACGGGAGCGAUCCACGGAUUCCCUCGAUCGAACGGCGAUCUCGUUAACGGAGUUCCAACGGGAAUCGCAAGCUCGUUCGAUCAGGAUGGCGUUUUGAGUCUCAUCGUCGUUCUGGGCGGAAGCUUAUCCCUCGUUGCGCUAGUCUUCGCCUUCAUUACCUACAGUCUGUUUUCGGACUUGCGGAGCCUGGCAGGAACGACCCUUAUGAAUCUCUUGUCGGCCCUCUUCAUGGUUCAACUGCUCUUCAUCGUUGGAGUGGGUGGCGUUCAGGACUCGGAACUGUGUAUCUCUCUGGGACUGAGUCUCCAGUACCUUCGAAUGACAGUGGUAUGUUGGCUGGCUGCAAUGUGUCAUCACCUUUACGCUACGGUUGCCUCGAUCCCGCGUCGCGACGACCCACCGACCUACCUCAAGUACAGCGUCUUCGCUUGGGGUGCGCCGUUCCUCAACCUCGGAGGCGCCACGAUUCUACAGAUACGCGAAGCUAAAGACAUUUGGGACAUCGCGGACCUUACGCCCUUCAAUUGCUGGUUUCUGGGUACGAAGGCAACAAUUUACGCUUACGGUUUACCUGUCGCCCUGCUGCUUCUAAUCGCCGGCUACUAUCUAGUCAAAGCUGCGAUCGUGUCCAGGUACACGUGCAGCAUGCAGCUGGAGAUUAAGCAGCGCGAGAAAAUGAAGAGAAGAAGAUCCCUGCAAUUGAUACUAUUUUUGAAAAUCAGCAUGAUAGUAGGCGUAGUGGCUGGCUGCGGAGUCGCGUCCAGAAUAUGGAAAGUUCCUUUUCUCUGGGCCGUGUUCUGCACCGGUCAUUCCCUGCAGGGACUGGCCGUGGCGUUGUCCGUCGCGUGCAACUGCAGAGUUUUAAAGGUCUACGCUAGGAAAUCUUACAGGCAGCCGAAGCAGCAGAUCGCCCAGUCGAGUAGCAGUAUGCAGUUGCUCGCGCCUGCACCGGAUCCGGUCUAGAUCGACGUGUUUCGGGCUUGGAAGGACAAACGAUACACGGCUAAACGAUACCGACGACUUACUUUCGAUUAGCAGCUUUCCCAGUCGCGGUACGAAUCACGAAACCAGAAACAAAAACAGAAAAGGAAAGCCGUUUCGCUGAACGAACGGAGGAGUCAAAAUGUUUGAUUCCACGGACAUACGUUGCGUCAACAUAUCAUCGCUAAUAUCGCAACCUUUGUAUUUUGUAUGCGUCACCGAACGCCACGAUGAAACGAUGCGACGCCGCGACAGAGAAACGCUAAUUACGCUUUUCGAGGGGAUAAAGGCGACAGCCGUUAUCAGGAAAACCACGAACAUUAUCGAGAGAUGGAAAUGGAACGGUGAAUAUCGAUCUAGCGUGAAAGGAAUCCCCUGCAACGAGCGUUGUAUUCGCACGCGUUCCCGGCGGUUUUGCGGCUGGCAUUCCGUUGCGAUGCAAUUAACACUCGGUAAUGACAUAUGCGAUCGCAUUAGUACGCGUAACCAUCGGCACUCCGUAAAUGUAAGAGCAUUGUAAUUAUAAUACCAAGAAAUAAAUAUUUUGAAAUCCUAUAUAGCAGGAACUCCGCACUCUUCCUCCCGCCGUCGCGUCGGACGAUCGUGAUCACGAUAUCAACGCGAAGGUCAUCGACGAAAAUCAAAACACGCGCGACUACGUACUUUUCCCUCCCUUUCUCUCGUCUUUCCUAUGGAUCAAAUGUGUAUUAUUCAGAGCUACAAGAGUAUUCGAUCAUUUCGAGCAAAGAGUAACAAAGGUGACUGUGAUGUAAACUUUCGAUCGAUCGAAACUGUUGUCCGUGUCAUCUCUUCCUGUGCCGCGAGCAACUUGACGUUUAAUUAUCGGGAACGACUGACUGCCCGUGCCCGUGUUUGGAAACGGUCCUCUUUUAUUGCCCCGACUUACUACUAACCCCAAGAGAAACCCAGCGAGGAUGACGAUUAUGAUUAAAUUUCCAUUCGAAACGUAAAGUAGCGUCCGUCUUUCGACAUUUUUUGUAUAUUCAAAACAACAAUAAACGCGGUCAUUGGAAAUAGUGAUUAUAGGUUCGCAGUCAGAUCUUACAAACCCGAAUACGAACAGAUGAAUGUUUAAACAAUUUGUUGAUGUAGUUAAAAAUAGUUGAAAAUCCUUAAAGUACAUGGUGCAACGAUGGAGAACGAAAUAAUUUUGGAAGCUUGGAUCAGAACCUUUAAUGUUUUGCAUUAGUGGCGCCAUCGAUGGUAAACCGCCCAAGUUUGUAGUGAGAGUGGUUCCCGCUGUUGGUACUAGAUGCCGCCACUAACAUUUAUGGUCGUCGCCAUCUAGUGGUGAAAUGAUGGAACUAAUUUUAGGAGUUUGGUCAGCGCCUCUAUCGGGAAAACGUCCAAGUUUCUCGCCCGAUUAAUUCCCUCUCGCCAUUUGUUCGAUGGCGAUGGUGUCGCCAUCUAGCGUUGCGAGAAAGAACUAAAAGGCGACAAACUUGGGCGUUUUCCCGAUAGAGGCGCUGACAAACUUCUAAAAUUAGUUCGAUCUUUUCACUACUAGAUGGCGAGGACCAUAAAUGUUAGUGGCGACAUCUGGCACUAACAGCGGGAACUAUUUUCUCUGCAAACUUGGACGCUUCGUCGCUAGAUGACGCCACCUUAGGCUGAAAAAUUAAUCUCCUCACCUCUGCAAGAUAUUAAUAUACAUGGUAUACUAAUGCAGAAUCAAAUAACUUGUUAAAUAACUGUUUAUAAAAAUGAUCAACUUGAGAUAUUAAUAACAACUCUAUGGAGAAUUCUUUUUAUUUCUUACCGCGAUAACGUUUUUUCCGUUGUAUCAAUAACGCAUAUACUUUUCCUUCCCACCUCAAAGGGGACGAGAAACGACACGUUGCAAUUCUAGUAAAAAUGUUAUAAAGAAAUGCCAUUAUGAACUUUAGCAAACCAAUGUGUACCGUAUAAAAAUCUAUUGCCUUUUACAUUUGUCGCUAAUAUUUUUCAAGUCGUUCAAAAUAUAAUUUUUGUCGCACAAAAUGUAUUAACAUUCGCUUUCCAUUCCAGUUUUUCCCACAACCAUUCCGUAUUCUCUUAGCGAUUAUUUAACUAAUAAGACGUAACCUACGUAUUAAAAACCGCGUACAUUUAAAACUUACCAUUUUCGUAACGCCGAAGUAAUGCCUAUUAAUUCAUACUUAUUUCAAUUUCGCCAAGUUAAUCAAACGAUUUAGAAUUUUACACAUAUAUCCACGAUAAUUGCGAUCUUUUAUAUUUUUUUAAUUCCUAGAUAUCUGCGAGAUCUACGUUAAAAUUCUAGUUAUCGAAUACUCGUACAUACUUAACGCAAAAAUAUAUUUAAAUGUUGUAUAUCGCAUGGUAAUGAGAAAAUAAAUUCAGUAGAGUCAACUGUUGCAAGCCAUAACGACAUACAAGAUCGUCGAACGAUACAAAGAAAACAAAACAAGUACGUUGUUUAGAUCGGACGAAUCCUUAUCGAUGAUUAUAUAGACUUUUUUAAUAAAAAAAAAAAAGAGAGAAAAACAAAA
This is a messenger RNA of Hylaeus anthracinus, 4200 nucleotides long. Its product is annotated as cadherin EGF LAG seven-pass G-type receptor 1-like. Gene Ontology annotation, molecular function: G protein-coupled receptor activity. Lineage: Eukaryota; Metazoa; Arthropoda; Insecta; Hymenoptera; Colletidae. The transcript is spliced from 8 exons. Gene Ontology annotation, cellular component: membrane. The coding region runs from base 695 to 1672 and encodes 325 amino acids. The record is from RefSeq and is a predicted model, not a curated record. Gene Ontology annotation, biological process: cell surface receptor signaling pathway; G protein-coupled receptor signaling pathway.